Messenger RNA from Hevea brasiliensis (rubber tree), 1260 nucleotides. Its product is annotated as F-box protein At3g07870. Gene Ontology annotation, molecular function: protein binding. The coding region runs from base 43 to 1260 and encodes 405 amino acids. Lineage: Eukaryota; Viridiplantae; Streptophyta; Magnoliopsida; Malpighiales; Euphorbiaceae. The transcript has a single exon. The record is from RefSeq and is a predicted model, not a curated record.
UGUGUCUUUUUUAUUCCUCGUAUCUUCUAAACUCAAACCCUGAUGAACAUCAUGGAGAAACUUUGUGCAGGACCAAGGGUAACAAAAGAAGCAAGAUCCAAGAAAAUGCACCAAGAAUUAAGCAACAUGGACAGCCUCCCACGGGAGAUUGCUCUUGAUAUACUAUCAAGAUUACCUAUAACUUCUUUAAUCCAGAUUAAGUGGGUAUGUCGUUCUUGGCGCAGCUUAGCACAAGACCCUCUUCUUGCUACCAUGCAUUUAUCUCGCAUGAAUGACAAUGAUCCAGGUCUUAUCUUGCACUGUGACUUGCCCCUCCAAAACCAUCUCUAUUCUCUGCAUCUUUCUGCUCCAGAUAUAGUGACUAGACUUCGUGAGCCUAUGAUCUCUGAGUUCGCCAUAGUUGGCUCUUGUAAUGGUUUAUUGUGCCUUUGGCAUUCACUAUACAAAGAUAAAUGUUAUAUAUACAAUCCUUUUACCAGGGAUUUCAAAGAGCUGCCUAGACCAGAACAGUUUCAGACACAAACACGAGUUGCAAUGGGAUUUGGUUUCCAUCCAGGGACCAAAGAGUACAAGGUGGUCAGGAUUGUCUAUUACAGGAACGAAGAUGAAGCCUCCAGUUUCCAAGUACGAAGAUAUUUACCAGAAUCAAAUGUGCAAGUUUUAACUCUUGGCAGUGGCAGGUCCACCUGGAGAAGCAAAGGGAAAACGUGUUACCAAAUCCUUGGAAGUGGCCGUCCAUACCAAUCCAAUGUUUUGUUAAAUGGAAGACUUCAUUGGUUGACAUGCAGGCACAGGCAUCAGUCACUUCGUCUACUGGUCUCCUUUGACUUGGCAGAUGAGCAAUUCCAGGAGGUUCCAAAUCCCGAUGGGAUGUUUGGCAGGCGUUGCUCUCAUCUGGCGAUUCUAAGAGGUUAUCUUUCAGCCAUAGUUCAAGGUUUUAGACGGCUUUCCAUUUGGGUUAUGAAAGAAUAUGGGGUAAAGGAGUCUUGGGUCAAGGAAUUCAACAUAGGAGAUCACUUGCCGAGACACAUGGAUCUAAAUCAAGAACAGUUCAUCUAUAUUCCAGAGUACCCAAUAAAUUGUUCACAAGCUCGAGUUUUAUGCCUUCUUAAAAAUGGUGAGAUAUUGCUAGAAUACAAGAGGAGAUCACUGUUUUCUUGUGACCUAAAAUCUGGGGCAUUUAAGGAGCUUGUCGGUGGAGGUUUGCCAGAAUCUUUUAGUACAAUUGUUCAUAUAGGCAGCCUCAAAUUGAUUAAUUGA